Knipowitschia caucasica is the source of this 726-nucleotide messenger RNA. The record is from the annotation of a GenBank genome assembly. Lineage: Eukaryota; Metazoa; Chordata; Actinopteri; Gobiiformes; Gobiidae.
AUGGUAAAACACGCAAAUCUCACUCCAUUACGCAAAAUAAAGCCCUGUGUCAAGAAUGCGACAACUAUUCACGAAUCUAUUGAAUCUGAAGACAAUUCUCAAAAAAUGAAGAAAGAAAUUGCAAUUAGACUUGCUGUCGCGCUCCAAGAUAAAUUCAAGGGGCACUGGUAUCCUGAUGAUCCCAGUAAAGGCCAAGCAUACAGAUGCAUAAGGAUCAAUAGUCUUCACAGGGAGGAUCCAGAGCUCCAGAGAGCUUGUCAGGAAAGUGGCAUUGAGUACCAGGAGCUUAAACUGCCACAGGAACUCACUUUAUGGGUGGAUCCUGGGGAAGUCUGUUGCAGAUAUAAGGAGGAUGCGCCUUACUUUUCUGUGGCCAUGUUGUCGAAAGAUGAGGAUGAAAAGGAAGUUGCUAAGAACGUGGCCAAAGCCUUGGAGAGAGUAACGUCAGAUUACCACUCAGGUUCAUCCUCUGAUGAGGAGACGGCACAUAACACUCUCGCAAGAGUAAAUCACUACUGCAAUACCAAGGUGAACGAUUUUCCUCAUUGGCAUUCCAAUAAAAUGGCAAAAGGUAGUGCUCACAUAUUUCCAAAACCACACCAUAUGUCAAGACCUGGCCUCAAGCCUGUGCCACACCACAUCAUGAAGCAACAUCUGUGGGCGGCUGCACAACGACGCCGCAUUGGAUACUGGGGAGCGCACCAACACUUCCAUCAAUACUAUUAG